Messenger RNA from Lecanosticta acicola, 502 nucleotides. The record is from the annotation of a GenBank genome assembly. NCBI's taxonomy places the organism in Eukaryota, Fungi, Ascomycota, Dothideomycetes, Mycosphaerellales, Mycosphaerellaceae.
AUGUCGUCCGGAUAUGGUUUGGCAGGAGGUACGUGUUGGCUAGCUUGCGCUCCCCCCCGAAAGAAACGAGACCCGAAGGACAGACGGCUAACCUGUCCACCUACUACUCCCCUUCAGGUCCGGGACGCUGCUUUCCCUUCUGGCAGGAGGUCCUCGCCUGCUACGUCGUCAACACCAAUGCCGAGGACGAUUCCGGAAAGGCCAAGUGUCAGCCGGUCCUAGAGGACUACUACGAGUGCCUGCAUCACAAGAAAGAGGUACGCGCGCACCACCCAGAACACGGUAUGCAGCAGUGGAGCUAUGAGCUAAAGGGACAGCACAGGCGUUGAAAAUCUCCGCCCUCCAAGCCGCCUACCGAAAGCGCGAGACAGCAACAGCGAGAGACGAUGCGCCCUCGGCAGGCCAAAUACGGAGUUUGGGAUUGCUGGAAGCAAGUGAUGCGGAGAAGAACAUUAAGCAUGGAAACCUGUUGCCGACCUUUGGAUCGAACAAUCCGAAGUGA